Messenger RNA from Dovyalis caffra, 303 nucleotides. The record is from the annotation of a GenBank genome assembly. NCBI's taxonomy places the organism in Eukaryota, Viridiplantae, Streptophyta, Magnoliopsida, Malpighiales, Salicaceae.
AUGUUUGUGGGCAAGGCCAAAACAGUGAAAUUCUCGUUGCUAAGGCAAUUAAUGAGCCUUAGCCCUGCUAUGAUGACAGUAGAAUUUGAUGAGCAAUUAAGGAAGGUGAAGAAACGAUUGUUGUAUUCCGGAACAAAAGGAGAUCCUGACAGGUCAAACGAGUCUAUGAAUUUCUUUGCAAGGCAGUUCUGUGGGUCUGUUAUGGAUACUGUUUGGCUUCGGGAAUCGAACCUCUACGUCGUUCCUCAGGCAUGGAUUAUAGCAGGUGGUUUGAUUGCUGGUUGCUUUUUGAAGGAAGAGUAG